UGGCGGAAACGCGCGGCAAAAACAAACCCCGCUUGUGUAUGGUGUUUUCCCGGUGGGCGCUAAUUAUCGCUGGGUCUGUGUUCGGCGAUUCGCAGCCAUGCCCAUUCGGGCGUACUGUACCAUUUGUUCGGAUUUCUUCGAUAAUACCCGGGAUGUGACGGCCAUUCACUGCGGGCACACCUUCCACCAUGACUGUGUUCAGCAAUGGUUUCGUUCAGCUCCAAGUCGCACCUGCCCUCAAUGUCGAAUCCAGGUCAGCAACAGACAAAUCAUCAACAAACUGUUCUUUGAUAUUGGAGGAGAGGAGGAGACUACGCUUGAUGCAGAAUCUCUGAAGAAUGAAGUGGACAAAAUAAAAGCUAAUCUUCUAACAAAAGAUCGAGAGAAAAGAGAAUCCCAAAAGUUGGUAGACUCUCUGCGGGAGGCACUAGAUGUAAGAAAUGCAACUAUAGAAUCUUUACAAAAAGAUCUUGGCGAGAUGGAGAUGCUGUGUUCUACUCUGAAGAAACAAAUGAAGUUCUUAGAUCAGCAGCAUUCUGAGACCAAAGCAGCCAAGGAAGAAGCUCGCAAACUUAGGAAUAAGCUCAAAAGUAUGGAGAGUAUUGACAUAUUGUUGCAAUCUCAGCGGCAUGAAGUGGAGUUGAUGAUCAAGGAAAUGGGAUCUGGCCCGGCUGCAGUGGAACAACUUGCAAUAUACUGCAUUUCUUUAAAGAAGGAGUAUGAUAAUUUAAAAGAGGCACGUAAGACUACUGCAGAGAUGACAGAGAAGCUGAAAAGGGAAAUAUUUGCCUCCAACAAUAAGGCACAGAAGGCAGAGUAUGAUUUGCAGAGAACACGAGAAGAGCUCAAUACCACCCAGAAGGAUCUUCACAAUGCUGACAAGGAAAUAAUGAGUCUGAAGAAAAAAGUGGAGUUCCUACAGAAAACACUCAGCUCUCCAUCUGCUGCGAAUGAAGCCAUAAGUCGCCUGAUCUUUGAAAGUCCAGCUCCUGUUGGACUUCAACGUCCAAAGCUUCGCCCACCUGCUCUUGGCGAGGAUGUCAACCUUGAUAUUACCUUUGACAUUAAUACUCCUGAACACUGCACUCAGAAAUCUAUGGUUUCAGCUCAUAAGAAGAUGAAACUUGAUAAUUUGUCUUCAACAAACCUGAAAAUGAACACUACACAGGAGUCAAAGAAGCCAGCUGCCUGGAAAGGUGUUCAGAUUAGCACUGAAGAAGAUGGGGAGCUGCCUCUACCAAAUUUCAUCAAGAACUCCCUUCUGAACAGGAAACCUGUUGGGAGUUUGUUGACUGCGCGAGCAAACACAGGAGUGGUGAGGACUGGUUUUGAUGGCUUAGGGGGAAGAACAAAGUUUAUCCAACCUAGUAACUUGGGAGAAAUUCGUCCUUUACCUCUCAAAGCAAAAAGGAAAAAAGUUUCUAGGCCAGUGGCUUCCACUUCUACUUCUAACCAACCCAGGCUGGAAGACUUCCUGAAAUGAAUGUUUUGUUUGAAAACACUCGAGGCGUUGGUGCAAGGUCUAGUUCUAAUAAAUGAGUAUGAAACUUAUCUCUGGGCAAGUUCUGUGAACUGUGCCCUAAAACCAGGUAUAAUUGAAAUUGCCUAAGGCUCAUGUGACACUUACCCAGAUCUGUGGGUGAAUGGAAUGUGCACCAUUUGGACAAUGAAAGGUUAAAGGAAGAAUCGUUGUGCUUCAGACUUUGCUGUGAGCUGACUAAUGAUGAUGAGAUUGUUUCCCCAUAAGUGUACGUUAUUCAAGGAAGAGAACAGAGAAGCUCGGUGUUCAUCAA
Messenger RNA from Pelobates fuscus (common spadefoot toad), 1793 nucleotides. It is a transcript of the gene TRAIP, whose product is annotated as TRAF interacting protein. Gene Ontology annotation, cellular component: site of DNA damage; nucleus. Gene Ontology annotation, molecular function: ubiquitin protein ligase activity. Bases 98 to 1483 code for a protein of 461 amino acids. The record is from RefSeq and is a predicted model, not a curated record. Lineage: Eukaryota; Metazoa; Chordata; Amphibia; Anura; Pelobatidae. Gene Ontology annotation, biological process: protein ubiquitination; replication fork processing. The transcript is spliced from 15 exons.